Miscanthus lutarioriparius is the source of this 1236-nucleotide messenger RNA. The record is from the annotation of a GenBank genome assembly. NCBI's taxonomy places the organism in Eukaryota, Viridiplantae, Streptophyta, Magnoliopsida, Poales, Poaceae.
AUGGCGUGGACCGUCUCCUGCUCGCGCGUCUUCGUCAUCAGGUUCUCGGCCUCCUCCUCCUCGGGAGGCGGCGGCGGCGGGCACGGGCAGCAGCACCGGAGCAGCGGCAAUGCCGUGAGGGUGAACGGCGCGGCGCACCGCGCGCCGCUGCAGGUGGGCGCGGCGCUGGAGACGUCCAUCAACAGGUCGCUGGCGGAGCUGAGCGCACCGGUGCUACCGCUGCUGCCCGCCACCGGGGGCGACGGCGACGUCGGCGGCGAGGAGCGCAGCCGGCAGAACAUCCCGACGGAGAAGCAGACGGUGGACCCGUUCCGGCAGGCGCUCAUCGUGGAGGGCGGCGUGCGGUACCAGCAGACGCUGGUGCUCCGGUCGUACGAAGUCGGCCCCGACAAGACGGCCACCCUGGAGACCGUGCUCAACCUUCUCCAGGAGACCGCGCUGAACCAUGUCUGGAUGUCGGGGCUGCUCGGCGACGGCUUCGGCGCCACGCACGGGAUGAUCAGGAACAACCUCAUCUGGGUCGUCUCCAGGAUGCACGUCCAAGUCGAUCAGUACCCGAUCUGGGGAGAGGUGCUGGACAUCGACACCUGGGUGGGCUCGUCGGGGAAGAACGGCAUGCGGCGGGACUGGCUCAUCCGUGGCCGCAACUCCGGCGACGUCUUCGUCCGAGCAACAAGUACGUGGGUGAUGAUGAACAAGGUGACGAGGAGGCUGUCCAAGAUGCCGGAGGAGGUCCGGGGCGAGAUCGCGCCGUGGUUCAUCGACCGCCAUGCCAUCCAGGAUGAAGCCACGGAGAAGAUCGUCAAGCUCGACAGCACCGCCAUGUACGUCGACUCCGACCUUAAGCCCAAGCGAAGUGAUCUGGAUAUGAACCACCACGUCAACAAUGUCAAAUACGUGAGGUGGAUGCUUGAGACUCUUCCUGAUCACUUCUUGCAGCAGAACCAGCUUAGCAGCAUCACCCUGGAGUACAGGAAGGAAUGUGGGAGCUCAGAUGUUGUGCAAUCCAUUUGUCAACCUGAUGAAGACUCAAUUCCACCACAAGAAAAUGUCAGUAUGGUCAUUGGACCUUCACUUUCGCCGGAAAUCAUCAGUGGCCACCACAGCUUGGCAGGUGCACUCCAACAGAGUCCAAUGAAGUACACGCAUCUUCUGCAACUGAAAGCAGGUGACAAGUACGAGGAGAUCGUGCGAGGGAGAACUACGUGGAAGAAAAAAGCAUAUAAAGCUCCCUGA